GGCGGGGCCGGGCGGGCGGGCGGCGAGCGGCGGCCGCGCUGUCAGGCCGGUGUCGGUGUGAUGAAGAUUGGCGGGCAGACCUGGAUUGUACCACUGACCCUCAGUGAGAUCUCGUGCCAGGGAUUUGCCAUCCCCCAGGAGCCGAAAAGGACGGGACGAGACUGCGUCACCCUUCAUCCUUGGCGGAUAGACCAGCAGCAAGCACGCCUUCGUUUUCUGGACACACCUGGGUUGUGAUCCCUACCCAGAAAAUCUUGGUUUCGGGGCGGCGGGAGGACAUUUCAGGGCAGCAGCUCCUUGAGCACCCCCCAAACGGUUCUCGAUGUGACUCCCACCCAGGAUGCACCAUGUCUCCCCGGCACCGGCUCUGACGAUGAUGGCCACCCAGACGGUGCCCCCUCCUCCCUACCAAGACACCCCGCAGAUGACGGCCACAGCCCAGCAGCCCACCAAGGCACAGCCCGUGCAUCUCGCUGCGCCGGCGGUGGCCACCAACCCCCCGGUACCCGCCACGGCCGGCGACCCCCAGGCGCAGCUGGAGGCCGACAAGCGAGCCGUCUACAGACACCCGCUGUUCCCGCUGCUGACUCUGCUCUUUGAGAAGUGCGAGCAGGCGACGCAGGGCUCUGAGUGCAUCACCUCGGCCAGCUUUGACGUCGACAUAGAGAACUUUGUUCACCAGCAGGAGCAGGAGCACAAGCCCUUCUUCAGCGAUGACCCUGAGCUGGACAACCUGAUGGUGAAGGCGAUCCAGGUGCUGCGCAUCCACCUUCUGGAGCUGGAGAAGGUCAACGAGUUGUGCAAGGACUUUUGCAACCGCUACAUCACCUGCCUCAAAACCAAGAUGCACAGUGACAACCUACUCAGGAACGACCUGGGGGGGCCCUACUCCCCCAACCCCUCCUCCAUUAGCCUCCACCCCCAGGAGAUGCUGCAGAGCUCCCCCGCGGCGCUGCCGCCCGCCUCCAACCCACCGCCGGGCAUCGUCGUGCCGGCGGCCGCGCUGCCACCAGGCAACUUGGCCAUGAGCGCCAGCAGCGGCUCGCCCGCCGUGCCAGGUGGAGCCUUGUACCAGCCCGUGACCAUGGUCACGUCGCAAGGGCAGGUCCUCGCCCAAGCCAUCGCCCCCGGCGCCCUACAGAUCCCCAAUGCCCAGGUGAACCUGGAUCUCACCUCCCUCCUUGAUGGUGAGGACAAGAAGUCCAAGAACAAGCGGGGCGUCCUGCCCAAACAUGCCACCAACAUCAUGCGCUCAUGGCUCUUCCAGCAUCUCAUGCAUCCCUACCCCACAGAGGAUGAGAAGAGGCAAAUUGCGGCUCAAACCAACCUGACCCUCUUGCAAGUCAACAACUGGUUCAUAAACGCCCGGCGGCGCAUCUUGCAGCCAAUGCUCGACGCCAGCAACCCAGACCCAGCCCCCAAAGCCAAGAAAAUCAAAUCUCAGCACCGGCCCACCCAGCGGUUCUGGCCCAACUCCAUCGCCGCCGGAGUCCUGCAGCAGCAGGGUGGCAAUUCGGGGACAAAUCCUGACGGCUCACUCAGCAUGGACAACCUGCAGCCCCUCUCAUCAGCCACAGCCACCAUGGCCAUGCAGCAGGCCAUGCUGGCAGCCCACGACGACUCCCUCGAUGGCACUGAGGAAGAGGAGGAGGAUGAGGAGGACGAGGACGAGAUGGAGGAGGAGGAAGAAGAGGAGGAAGAGCUGGAGGAAGAGCCUGGUGGCCUCCCCAGCAGCACCGGCACUGACCUCGGCUUGGACCACAGUGACUCGCUGGAAUAACUCCUCCUGCACCUCCCCAAAUCACUGACAGCACCGGAAACAAAAUUCCCCCCAAAAUGCCAAAAAAAUUGGCAAGAACAGCAACAAAAUUGGUGAAAAAGAAGCAAAUUGGAGGCAUUGGCGGAUGCCCCGGCUGCCCACAGGAGCGCGGGGACCACCAUGUCGGCACGUGGCAGUGAAGGACACAUGUUUACAAGGCACAUAUUGUGGCCAGAUUAAUUUUUUUUCAGGUUUUCUUCUUAAUUUUCCCUUUUCCCCCUUCAUUUUUGGUAAGAAAAAGCAUUUUUAGGGGAAGCCGUUUUCCCCACGCGAUGCUGGGAUGCUGUUGGGCGACAGUGGGUUUUCACCGUGGGCCACCACGUCAAUCACUUGGAUUUCUUGGUGCAAAAAAAAACCCAACAAAAAACCAAACUAACAACCAACUGCAACUCCAGGACCUAUGCUUUUUGGGGUUUUCCCCCAAAAAGAAAAAUAUUGGCACGUGGGGGAAAAAAACCCCAACAUAUCGGCGAGUGCAAAUUCUGCUUCAGGUUGGAUCUGAGGAGGGUUUGGUGCUCUUGGCCCACCGGAUUGCCCAGACCUCCCCGGUGCUGCUGCCGUUUGGUGACUGCGGAUGCAACUAUCUGGAAAAGGGAGGAAAUUCCCCCAAAUCCUUUUUAAUUUAUGUGCUAAAACCCCAAUGAAUCUGGGAAAAAAAAAAAAAACAACCCACCCCAUCCUUGUCCUUAAGGACUGAGACUGGAUGCAGCAUUGGGGCAGAAGCUGCUGGGAGCGAGAAUUUUCUGCAGUGUUUUGGCAACGGGUCAGGCAAAAAUGGGGAAAAAAUGGGUUUAAAAAAAAAAAAAAAAGCAGAUUUUUCACCCAGCAUUGAAUGGUGACCCCCCCAAGAUUCAACCAGGUGGAAGGAAAUUCAAUAAUGUUUCUGGAACGAUGGUGUCUCCCUGAUGCCGUCCACCCUGGUGGGAAAAUGUUGGAGUUUUACCCCAAACAAGCCAUGGGGAAGGGCAGCUUUGCCAAAAAAACCCAAUGUAUUUUGGUUUUUUUUUUUUAAAUGCUAGCAAAAGGGCAAAUCUCACCUUCAAACGUGGUGUGGGGGGAAAGGCAAAAGCAAACCCAGGUGACACAGGGCGAAAAUAAUAAAGGAAUUUUCUUCUGCAGGUUUCCACCUGUAAAUGCAGGUUUCUGUAAGAAGGAUUUUUUUUCCCCCUUUUUUUUUUUUUUUUUUUGGCGGCUUUUUGCUGGUUUUGUCCUUUUGGUUUUUUGGCUCUUGAAGAGUUGAGACAAAAAAAAAAAACAAAACAAAAACAAACCACAAAAAGCAGCUGGGGGCAAAAAAACCACCCGAGUGAUGCAAUGGGCAGAAAAGCCUAUUUUUCAAUACUGAUCUGGCGUGAAUGUAAUCUGUAAUUUCAUAAAGGAUUCAUUGUAAUUUA
Falco peregrinus (peregrine falcon) is the source of this 3213-nucleotide messenger RNA. It is a transcript of the gene PKNOX2, whose product is annotated as PBX/knotted 1 homeobox 2. Gene Ontology annotation, molecular function: RNA polymerase II cis-regulatory region sequence-specific DNA binding; DNA-binding transcription factor activity, RNA polymerase II-specific. Lineage: Eukaryota; Metazoa; Chordata; Aves; Falconiformes; Falconidae. Gene Ontology annotation, biological process: regulation of transcription by RNA polymerase II. The record is from RefSeq and is a predicted model, not a curated record.